Molecule: messenger RNA, 1020 nt
Organism: Alternaria novae-zelandiae
Lineage: Eukaryota; Fungi; Ascomycota; Dothideomycetes; Pleosporales; Pleosporaceae
Gene: DLH1
Product: carboxymethylenebutenolidase
Exons: 8
Coding region: 1-1020 (339 amino acids)
Biological process (GO): DNA strand invasion; mitotic recombination; chromosome organization involved in meiotic cell cycle
Cellular component (GO): condensed nuclear chromosome; nucleus
Molecular function (GO): ATP hydrolysis activity; DNA strand exchange activity; single-stranded DNA binding
Source: RefSeq, a predicted model, not a curated record
AUGGGUGCUUCUUCAGUGGCCAGCGACGACUCGAACAACGAUGACGGCUUCAUCGUCGAUAUCGAUGCGAUCCAAGCGCAAGGCAUCGGCGCUGUCGACAUUUCGAAGCUCAAGUCCAACGGAUACUAUACGAUCGCAUCGGUGCAUUCAGCUACUCGUCGCAACCUACUGAAGAUCAAGGGCUUCAGUGAGAUCAAGGUUGACAAAGUCAAGGACGCCAUCGCCAAAUGCCAGCCUUCUGGUGGAGGCUUCCAGACCGCCCAUGAGCUCGGACAUCUACGCAAGCGUGUCAUCAAGAUCUCUACUGGCAGCAAGGCACUCGAUGCAGUCCUCGGAGGUGGCUUCCAGACCAUGAGCAUCAGCGAGGUCUUCGGAGAGUUCCGCUGCGGAAAGACUCAACUAUCACAUACCAUUUCCGUGAUUGCGCAGCUACCGAAGGACAUGGGUGGCGCAGAAGGCAAAGUGGCAUACAUCGAUACCGAAGGUACCUUUCGGCCUGAGAGGAUAGCCCAAAUCGCUGAGCGCUUUGGAGUCGACCCUGAGACUGCCCAAGACAACAUCACCUAUGCCCGCGCUGUCAACUCGGAGCAUCAGAUGGAGCUUCUCAACAAAGUCGCCGAAUUCUUCGUCAGCAACGAGUACCGACUACUCAUCAUCGACAGCAUCAUGGCUCUGUUUCGUGUCGAUUAUACAGGUCGUGGUGAACUCAACGAGCGCCAACAGAAGCUCAACCAGUUCCUCUCCAAGUUGACGCAUGUCGCUGAAGAGUUCAAUGUCGCCGUGCUAUUGACAAACCAAGUUCAGAGCGACCCUGGUGCGAGCGCUCUCUUCGCUGGCGCAGACGGUCGCAAGCCGAUCGGUGGCCAUAUCCUUGCUCACGCGUCUGCUACGAGGAUUCUGCUCCGUAAGGGUCGCGGUGAGGAGCGUGUUGCCAAGAUCCAAGACUCUCCUGACAUGCCGGAGAAGGAGGCGACGUACAUCAUUACCAACGGCGGUAUCAACGAUCCGGAGAAGGUGUGA